Messenger RNA from Lathyrus sativus (Indian pea), 1788 nucleotides. NCBI's taxonomy places the organism in Eukaryota, Viridiplantae, Streptophyta, Magnoliopsida, Fabales, Fabaceae. The record is from the annotation of a GenBank genome assembly.
AUGAACAAGGGUAUACAUUCUCUGAAAUGGGUUCUCUUGGAUUUAAUCGAGAGGUGCAAUGAUUUGAGAUCCUUCAAGCAAAUCCAUGCGCAGCUCUUGACUUCUACCCUUGUCACCAAUGACUUGGUUGUCCCCAAAGUCGCAAACUUUUUUGGGAAACAUGUCACUGAGAUUCAUUACCCUAUCAAUUUCUUGAAGCAGUUUGAUUGGAGCUCGAGCUCUUUCCCUUGCAAUUUGAUGAUUUCUGGCUAUGGUGCUGGUCGCUUACCUUGGGCUGCAAUCCUAGUUUAUAGAUGGUCUGUCCGAAAUGGGUUUGUGCCUGAUGUGUUUACUGUCCCAGCAGUUUUGAAAUCAUGUGCUAAGUUUUCUGGUAUUAUAGAGGUUAGACAGUUUCAUUCGUUGGCUGUCAAGUCUGGGUUGUGGUGUGAUAUUUUUGUGCAAAACUCUCUUGUGCAUGUUUAUAGUAUUUGUGGGGAUACUGUAGAUGCUGGUAAGGUGUUUGAUGUUAUGCUUGUGAGAGAUGUAGUCUCUUGGACUGGUUUGAUAUCCGGGUAUGUGAAGGCUGGGUUGUUCAAUGAUGCUGUUGAGUUGUUUUUGAGAAUGGAUGUGGUGCCUAAUGUAGCAACGUUUGUUAGUAUUUUUGGGGCAUGUGGGAAAUUGGGUUGUUUGAAAUUGGGGAAGAGGAUUCAUGGGUUGGUUUGUAAAUAUCCGCAUGGAAAGGAGUUGGUGGUGAGCAAUACUGUGGUAGAUAUGUAUAUGAAGUGUGAGUCUGUAUCUGAUGCAAAACAGUUGUUUGAUGAGAUUCCUGAAAAGGACAUUGUUUCUUGGACUAGUAUGAUAAGUGGAUUAGUGCAAUGCCAGUGUCCACAGGAAUCACUUGAUUUGUUCUGUGAAAUGCUGGAUUCAGGUUUUGAGCCUGAUGGGGUUAUACUAACGAGUGUGCUUUCUGCUUGUGCUAGUCUUGGGCUUCUUGAUUAUGGAAGAUGGGUUCAUGAAUACAUUGAUCGUAGUCGUAUCAAAUGGGAUGUUUAUAUAGGAACAUCAUUGGUUGACAUGUAUGCAAAAUGUGGUUGCAUAGAGACGGCUCAACGUGUCUUUAAUUUGUUGCCUUCUAAGAAUAUCCGUACUUGGAAUGCUUAUAUUGGUGGUCUAGCAAUAAAUGGACAUGGAAAAGAAGCACUAAAACAAUUUGGGUAUUUGGUUGAAUCUGGUACAAGGCCUAAUGAGGUUACAUUUCUAGCUGUUUUCACAGCUUGCUGCCAUUCUGGCUUGGUCGAUGAAGGUCGUAGCUAUUUCAAUCAGAUGACAAGUCCCCCCUACAAUCUUUCUCCCUUGUUAGAACACUAUGGAUGUAUGGUUGAUUUGCUCUGCAAGGCUGAAUUAGUAGGGGAAGCUAUGGAGUUGAUAAAGAAAAUGCCCAUGCCACCUGAUGUGCAGAUAUUAGGAGCUCUUUUGAGCGCCUCCAACACAUAUGGAAAUGUCAGAUUAACCCCAACAAUGUUGAAAUCACUUCCAAAUUUUAAAUACCAAGAGAGUGGUGUAUACGUGCUUCUGUCUAAUCUAUAUGCAACUGAUAAGAAAUGGGCGGAAGUAAGGAAUGUUAGGAGAUUGAUGAAGGAGAAAGGAAUUUCCAAAGCUCCGGGUUCUAGCAUUAUAAGGGUGGAUGGUAAGAGUCAUAAAUUUAUAGUUGGAGAUAACAGCCAUCCUCAAAGUGAGGAUAUUCACAUUCUAUUAAACAACCUUACCAAUCAAACCUAUCUUGAGGGUCAUAUUGAUACUCUCUCUUGA